UCUACUGCUCCACCGUCACCCUGGAUAUCUGACGCUUCCUCGUGGAUCUUUAAACAUCUCAAACGUCACAACUGCAACAUGGAAGUUUGUUAAAGUUUCCUCCGGGACAGAUUCUUCAGAAACAUGUUGAUCACAAAGAUUGAAGCCAAGGAGGCCUGUGAUUGGCUGCGAGCAGCCGGCUUUCCUCAGUAUGUGCAAUUAUUCAAAGACUGCAGGGUCCCCGUCGACGUGGAGUGUGCGAAGCGUGAUCACCGCUUCCUGGAUCAGGACGCUCUGGACUCGCUCUGCAGGAGAUUAAGCACUUUAAACAAAUGCGUGGAGAUGAAGCUGGAGCCGCGGAGAUCAAAACGCAGG
This is a messenger RNA of Paralichthys olivaceus (Japanese flounder), 354 nucleotides long. NCBI's taxonomy places the organism in Eukaryota, Metazoa, Chordata, Actinopteri, Pleuronectiformes, Paralichthyidae. The record is from RefSeq and is a predicted model, not a curated record.